Messenger RNA from Paraphaeosphaeria sporulosa, 3190 nucleotides. RefSeq names its product ARM repeat-containing protein. The record is from RefSeq and is a predicted model, not a curated record. Gene Ontology annotation, molecular function: microtubule plus-end binding; microtubule plus end polymerase activity. The transcript has 4 exons. Gene Ontology annotation, biological process: microtubule polymerization; mitotic spindle organization; establishment or maintenance of microtubule cytoskeleton polarity. Gene Ontology annotation, cellular component: kinetochore; microtubule plus-end; centrosome. Bases 148 to 2808 code for a protein of 886 amino acids. Lineage: Eukaryota; Fungi; Ascomycota; Dothideomycetes; Pleosporales; Didymosphaeriaceae.
CACACUGCGCACCUCACCACCACGAGCUCGCUACUUCAGUCGCGUCUGCCACCAAGCCUAGCACGCACUGCCGUUGUGUACACAGCGCAAUCAGCACCUGCCAACCUCCCACGAAACACCCCGCCUUGACCCAAUCCACACACCACCAUGGCAGAGGCCGAGGAGGAUUUCAGCAAGCUUCCGCUUCCCGACCGCUUCGUACACAAGAACUGGAAAGUAAGGAAAGAAGGCUACGAGGCUGCGACCAAAGAGUUCGACCUCGCUGCCAGCGAAUCGGACCCCGUUGUGCGCCAAUUCGUCAGCGAUGCCAGCAUAUGGAAGGGCGUAGUUGGCGACUCAAAUGUCGCCGCACAGCAGGAAGGUCUCAAAGCACUAUGCUCCUUCCUCCAGAUAUCAGGCGCUGCCGGGUGCACAAGGACACGGCAAAUCACAAUCGCGACCAUCGCUGAAAAGGGACUUCCCUCAACAAGGCCCGCCGCAAAACAGAGUGCGCUCGAAGCGUUGAUGCUGUAUGUUGAGACGGACAAGCCAGACCCAGUCAUUGAAGAAUUGCUGCCCCUCCUAUCGCACAAGCAACCGAAAGUCAUCGCAGCAACACUAGACGCCCUCUCUCAAAUAUACCAUGCAUUCGGCUGCAAGACGGUCGAGCCGAAGCCAGUUUUAAAGAUACUCCCCAAAGUGUACGGGCAUGCAGACAAGAACGUCCGAGCCAAGGCGCAAGAGCUGACUGUCGAGUUCUACCGAUGGCUAAAAGACGCUAUGAAACCCCUGUUCUGGGGCGAGCUGAAGCCUGUGCAGCAACAGGAUCUGGACAAGUUGUUCGAGAAAGUGAAGGACGAGCCGCCGCCAAAACAGGAACGGUUGCUGCGUUCACAACAAGCCGCGAAGGAGGCAGCCGCAGCCGCGCCGGGUGGGGGCGAGGACGAGGAAGAGGAGGAAGAAGAGGCCGCCAUUGAUUUGGAACCGGAGUAUGAAGCCGUCAACGUUUUCGCCAAAAUCCCAGCCGACUACAACGAACGCAUGGCUUCGUCCAAGUGGAAGGAUCGAAAGGAGGCCCUCGAUGACCUGCACAAGAUUCUCGAGGUUCCCAGAAUUGCCGAUGGGCCAUUUGAUGAUCUCGUCCGCACUUUCGCCAAGUCGAUGAAAGAUGCCAACAUCAUGGUCGUCAUUACAGCCGCCAACUGCGUCGAGCUUUUGGCCAAGGGGUUGAAGAAGGGGUUUUCCAAAUAUCGAUCUACAAUCAUGAACCCAAUGAUGGAGCGGUUGAAAGAGAAGAAACAAACCGUUGCUGACGCCCUUGGAAAUGCCCUAGAUGCGGUCUUCGCUUCUUCCUCUCUAUCAGAUUGUCUGGAGGAAGUCGUAGAGUUUCUGAAGCACAAGAACCCCCAAGUGAAGCUGGAAUCAACACGAUUCCUGGUGCGGUCUUUGAAGAACAUCAGGGAGGCGCCUUCGCAGCCGGAAGUCAAAACCAUCGCCGAAGCAGCAACAAAACUGCUGACCGAAUCACAAGCCGUUCAACGUGAAGCCGGUGCCGAAGUGCUUGGUACGCUGUGGAAGAUCAUGGGCGACCGCAUGAUGAACGCUCAUCUCGAUGGUCUCGAUGACAUACGAAAGGCUAAAAUCAAGGAGUUUCACGACGCAGCUGAAGUCAAAGCCAAAUUCAAGCCGAAGGCAGCGCCGCCGCCGCCAAAGCCUGCUGCAGCCCCGGUUGGCAAGAAGCCUCUCGGAAAGCGACCAGCUGGUGUCAAGAAACCAGCACCCAAGGCCGCUGCACCCCCUCCACCACCUGUUGAGGAGCCCACAGCACCUCUGGCACCUCAGCCUACCUCCAAACCUGGCGCUUCGAAGCUAGGCGCACCCAAGGCAGGCGCUUCGCGUCUGGGUGGUUUGAAGAAGCCUGGUGCUCCCGGUGCUGCAUCUCCGCGAAGACCCGUGGUAUCUCCGCCGCCUGAGGAAGAGGCAGCAUUGCCGCCUGCGCAACCCAAAUUCGGCCUUGGCGCCGGACGAGGACUGGCGGGUCGACCGAUAGGGAAACCUCAAGCCGAGGCCGCAGCUGCCCCUGUUGCUGCCCCAGCCCCAACUGGUAUCAGUCUGGUGGAGAAGGCCGAACUAGACGAACUUCGAGCAGAAGUCGAGAGACUAAGGCGACAAAACGAGGAUCUGCGUAGUGAUCGGACAAAGCUCACAUCUCAGGUCCAUGAACUGCAGAACCAGAAUGCUCAGCUCAUCGAAGACCACACACGAGACGUGCUCUCGAUCAAAGCGAAGGAAACACAGCUUGUGCGCGCGCGUGCCGACUGUGAAGCAUCCGAGCAGACCAUCUACAAUCAGCGCCGGGAGAACGAACGUCUAAAGCGUGAGCUACAGAGGCAAACGCGGGCAGCAUCCCCACCCCCGGCGGACAUUUCCGAGCAAAUCUACACCGACAGUACUGGUGGUGGUGUCGGACGUCUCGGCGACUCUGGAUACGGCAGCCAAGGUCUCUACGGCAGGAGAGAUCGCUUUGCAGCGAAUGGGCCCAUAAGCCCGGGUGGCGAUGGUAAGGAGAAUUUUGAACGUCCUGGCAGCGGUCUGAGCGGCAAGCUGAGUCCUCUUCGCGCAGACACAGACGCACGUUCAGGGAAAUCAUCGCUCUCUUCGCGCGGCGGAGGCCGCAUAAGUCCUGCGGAUCCGGUGAGCAGUCGUAUUGGAGGCGGAGGGGCUACGGGCGCGGAAAGCUGGAAGCGCGCUGCAGAGGUGACGCAAAACCUGAAGCAGAGGAUCGAGAUGAUGAAGGCGAAGCAAGGCAUUGGGAGACCAACGCAGUGAUGCAUUUCCAACAUUACCUUCUAUAUAUGCGAGUCGCUUGCUUCUCUGUGCUGGCGACUGCGGGUUUUCUGCAUCGUUUGAUGUGCAUUUGUGGCGUUGAUGGCUCCUGGCUUGCAUCCAGAUAGGGAUGGAUGCGCGAUGAGGUUUCGGUCAGGCAGGAUAGGGCACGGUGGGCUAGGGAAAGGAGCUGGGGUGGCUGGGGUCUGCAUCUCGUUUUUGCUGUGUCUGCAUGAGUAUGAGAUUCCCCCUGACGGCUUGCUCGGUAGUAUUGUUCAAAUGAUUAUGGUGUUCUUGGUUCAGUAUGGCUACAGGAGCGCUGUUGAUCACUUUGUACUGAGCACUCUUCAGGACAUUUUCCAUUAUUUGGCGUCUACAUCGGUCG